AUGUCUUUGAGCUUCGUCGCUCCCGUCGCCCCCGUGGCCGUCGCACCUGCCGCAACCGCGCGCCGCGCAGCGACUGCAGCGACUGCGGCUCCCAGCGCCGAUGGCGCCAGGGGAGCGCAGAGCGCCAUGGUGCUGGGCGCCAUGUGUGGCCUGGGAGCCUAUGCAUCAGGCAUGAAGGCUGACCGAAGCCGCAGCAAGAGGGGCUCUAAGGUGGUGUCGCAGGCCCUGGGCUCCAUCGAUCAGUUCCGCGUCUUUGGACCUCCUGAGGAUCCUUUCGAGAUUGAGACUGACAAGGUGCUGGGCGUGGGUGGUCAGGGCACCGUCUACUUGUGCCACAAGAGGAGCACUCCCAACGUGAAACAUGCGGUGAAGACCAUCCCCAUCUGGCGUUUGUUGAUGGAUCCCUCUUGCGACCAGAAGAUCGCUGAGAUCCGAAAAGAGACGGACGUGUUGAUGAAGAUCCAGGGCCAUCCCAACAUCUGCAGCUGCCUCGGAUGCUUCGAUGCGUAUCGCCCUGGAACUUCGCAAGCGCAGUACAUCAUGAUUGUGAUGGAGCUGAUUGAUGGAGGUGAAUUGGCGGGCUACAUCAAAGAUGGACAGAACAGUCUGCCCGAGGAUGUGGUGAAGAGCGUCACCAAGCAGACGGCCGCGGGGCUGAAGUUCAUCCACGACAAGGACGUGGUGCACCGGGACCUGAAAGCGGAGAACGUCCUGGUCUGUGCUCCGCAGAUCACUGCCACCACCCCAGUGAAGCUGAUCGAUUUCGGCGUGGCCAAGAGCCUCUCGGGCACCAUCGCCCGGAGCUGCGUGGGCACCACCGAGAUCAUGGCGCCGGAACUGGUGAGCGCCAAGUUGAUGAUCGCGCCCAAAGGAGCCUCCAUGAAGAAGCACGGGCCCUACACCUUCAAACCUCCACAGGAAGCCUCCCCGGGCUUCGGCAUCGUGACCCAGCGACCGGAUGGGAAAGGUGCCAUGGUGAAUGGCAUUGAGCCUGGAGGACAAGCGGCGCAGUUCAACGUGGGCGACGGCUGGGCCAUUGCCUCCAUCAACGGCACUGAGAUCUUGGAAAUGCCAUUCGUGAAGGAUUUCAACGAACUGGGCGCAGGCACCAAGGCAGGUGUCACCGCCAUCACCGAGAUUUUGGGUGGUCUCACGGCUCCCUUCGCCGUGGAGUUUGUGGAGUUGCCAAAACGCGAAUUCACCAAGGCUGUCGAUUUGUGGAGUCUGGGAGUCACCAUGUAUGUCAUGCUCACCGGUGUGAAGCCCUUCACGGAUGAGAGCAAGAUCGUGGAUGGCGAGUAUGAUCCCAGUCUGUUGAGCAAAUGCUCCCCGAACGCACAGGACUUGGUCCGAAGCCUGUUGAAGGUGAACCCCGCCGAACGACCGACCAUCGACCAGGUGUUGGCCCACCCCUUCUUGCAGUAG
This is a messenger RNA of Cladocopium goreaui, 1425 nucleotides long. NCBI's taxonomy places the organism in Eukaryota, Dinophyceae, Suessiales, Symbiodiniaceae. The record is from the annotation of a GenBank genome assembly.